This is a messenger RNA of Funneliformis geosporum, 921 nucleotides long. The record is from the annotation of a GenBank genome assembly. NCBI's taxonomy places the organism in Eukaryota, Fungi, Glomeromycota, Glomeromycetes, Glomerales, Glomeraceae.
AUGGCUUCAUCAAAAUAUAUAAGCUGCCCUAUUAUAAAUGUGAUACGGCAACAAGAAGUCAUAUACCCUACCUGUGAUUAUUGUGGGAGGAAAUUAAAAUUACCAUAUGAGAAAAGAAUAUCAAAACUAUUAACCGAGCCAAGUAAUGUUAAUAACAACAAUGAUGAGAAUCAGGGACAUCAAGAGAACAAAAAAAACAAAUUACAAGUUGAGGAUCGAUAUUCAUUAAGGUGUUUUCGUUGUCAUGUCAUCUACAAGCAUACCGAAAUAUCUUAUCGAUAUCGAAUUUGUAUAAUGGUUUCUAUUAAUGAUUAUCUAUAUAGAGUAACGAUAUUUGGAGAUAGUCUUGAUAAAAUAUUUGGAUGUACAGCAACGGAAUAUGAAAUUUUCAAAACACGAUUAAUUUUUGAUAUGAAUGCAUUUGAAUUUAAUCUAAAUACAUUCAACGCUUUGGAUUAUGUUAUAAGUGGGGAGUUGUGUUUAUUGGAAUUGUCUAAUCAUUAUUAUAAAUUACUAAAAGAUGUAAAUGAUAAAAAUAUUGAUGUCAUUGCUAAUAACAUUCAAAUAAUGAAACCUAAUUCUUAUUUGAAUGUUGUUGGAUAUUUUAGGAAUUACUAUAAUAAUUAUGAAGAGAAAUGGAAUAAAUUUUUUUAUAUGAUUAAUAAACUUGAUGAAAGAUUAAUAGAAAGGUUGGAAGGGGAAUUAGAGGAAGUACUUGUUGAUAAUAUUUAUCAAAACAGGAUACAAGAUGAUGAUACCGAGAUUUUUAUUGAUUCAGCUGAAUUUGAACAUUUGGAUAUUGAAUUAUUAUAUUGUCAAGGACUUCAUCUUGAAGAUUCUUUUACUAAUUUGGAAAAUUCUGAUAUCUUAGAAUGGGAUCCUAUUCUUGCUGAUUCUAACUUUUAUUUAGAAAAAGAAUAA